GGAUGACAGGUGUCUAAGCAUCUCACGGCCACUCAUGAGGGAUAAAACUGGCCUCGUCGGGACAACGUCCACCAUCUCCACGACCUACAGAGCGGCUGAGGUGGCUUUGACGAUCUUAAGCCCCGAGCUUCGUGUGAAAUGAUCUCUAUCCAUAAUACUCUGCGCUCUUCUUCCGUAAAAAAGACAGACAAGACUCCUUCUUAGUUUGGUUAACGCAGGAGCGGUCGGAGGUGGGUGAGUCCGAGGACUUAAUGUCUCUCGCAAUGAAAGCAAGACAGAAGGUCAAAAAGAAAGCAAGCAAGGACAAAGUGUUUGGAUGUGACCUGCUGGAGCACCUGCAGGUGUCUGGAUCAGAAGUCCCCCAGGUGCUGAAAUGCUGCACGGAGUUUGUGGAGGAACAAGGAAUAGUGGAUGGGAUUUACCGUCUCUGCGGGAUUUCCUCCAACGUGCAGAAGUUACGACAGGAGUUUGAAAUGGAGCGGAAUCCGGACCUGAAUAAAGACACGUACCUGCAAGACGUUCACUGCGUCAGCUCUCUGUGCAAAGCAUACUUCAGGCAGCUGCCGAACCCGCUGCUCACGUACCAGCUGUACGACAAGUUUGCCGAUGCCAUCGCCAUACAGCUGGAACAAGAUCGCCUGGUAAAAAUAAAGGAUGUUCUGAAGGAGCUCCCGCGUCCUCACUACAGGACCCUGGAGUUUCUCAUGAGACAUCUCGUCCGCAUGGCUUCAUUCAGCUCCCAAACGAACAUGCAUGCGCGCAACUUGGCCAUAGUCUGGGCGCCCAACUUGCUCAGGUCUAAAGACAUUGAAGCAUCUGGGUUUAGCGGGACCGCGGCGUUCAUGGAGGUCCGAAUACAGUCCAUUGUGGUGGAAUUCAUUUUGACGCACGUAGACCAGCUGUUUGGAGACGAACCACUUGCCGGAAGUGGAAUGGAAGCAAACUCUGCAGCCACGGCUCCUGAAGAUUACUUCCGCUCCCUUUCGUACAAUAUACCCAGCAUCCUGAACCACGGGGACGGGCCUCCGCAGAUGCGGCCUUACCACACCAUCAUAGACAUUUCUGAUCACAAGCGGAAAGGAUCGAUAAAAGCGAGAAAAUGGAAAUCUAUCUUCAACCUGGGACGUUCCAGCGACUCCAAGCGAAAGGUGAACAAACACGGUGAUAAAGAAGUUCAAUCUGAUAAAAUGACUCUUCGGCCAGCCAAAAGUAUGGAUUCGCUAAGCUCUGCACCGUACGCGGCCGACGGUCUGAAUUUUGGGCAUGGCGGCCUGGCUAGAAACAGAUCUCCAAAAUCUCUGAUCCCGGUGCGAAGGGACAGCUUUGGCUCUCCGUCCAAACAAAAGGAUGCGUUCCUAGGAGCCGAUGGAAAAGCCUCCCAACUGGACGCAACGGCUCAAAAUAGUUUUGAGUACGAAGAGGAGGCUUCGGCCAAGUCAGAGCCAACGACUCCGAAAGCCGGGAGGUCAUCUGCUGUGGGGAAUUCGCAAACGAGGUCGCCCAAGAGCACUCAGAAUCGGGCAGAAAAAUGCGUUGGGGUUCACAUCUCUGGACCGUUCUCUGUGACUCUUCCAUUUCACAUCACUUCCAACUUAUCCCGCCUGACUCGAGGAAUGGAGUGCCCCAGCCUAAACUACGGCCCCCUGUACAACUCGGAAAAGUCAUCUCCUCGGGACGACAGCAGGUCUGACGACACACUUGACAUUUUUCUAGCAAAUCUGAAGCCCACACCUGAGAGCAAUGUGGACGUAAACGAAGAAAACGAUAUCCAAUCAAAGGAGGAACAGGCUUCAGAGAUGGUGAACAGCCCAGUCUCCGCGGAGAUCCAGGACACGGAAAUCAUACCGGAGACAGCGAUGGGGAAUGACUCGCCGGCCUCGCCAGAGGUCACCAAGGAGAUCGUGCCUCCGAAGGAGGAAGACGACCGGCUCUCACUCGAAGUUCAGGAUACGUUUUCUUUCUUAGACCAUCAGGACACAAAUGUAGAUCCGAAGACCGCCGAGGAUUUUAAGGCUUUUGAAGAUGAGACUCAAGUGUCAGGAUAUAUUUCGAGCUUUUUGCCCGGAGACAUCGCAAUAAUGGAGGAGGAACUCGGGAGUGCUUAUGAGAUGGACAUCACACAGGUAGCAGAAUUCUCGGUGGAGCCUCCUCCAGAUGAUUUGUUUACAGAAGAUGAAGAUCAGAUGUAUUUCAUUCCAACUGGUUGCUUGGACCUGGAAGAGCAGACGGGGGACGAUAAAGAUCUUUCCGAAGACAUUUAUCUGAGCGCUUGCGACGAGCUCAGUCCUUUAGAAUUAGGGUCGCCUUCUGAAUUCUUAAUGGCUGCUGAAUCAGACGCGGUUACAGAAAUUACUGAAUCCCCAAACGAGCAAGAAAUGGAAUCUGGUUUAGAAUGUGAGCAGCAGAGUAAAGAGGAGUAUUGUAUUUUCGAUCACUCCUUAAAUGCGAAUUUAGAAUAUGAGAAAGAACUCGACGAUAUGUCACUAACAGAGACACAAGCGCAGAUAAGUCCACUUACCGAGUUCACAGUGGAAAAGGGCGAAUGUCCAGCGAUGCGUUGUGCACCUGACUUGUAUCAGGAAGAUUAUGCAAAUAUGGACGUGGUGUAUACUUCUGAGUUGGGAAAUGUUGUACCGUCUGACAAUAAUCCAGAAAUGAACCCUCAUUCUCAGUCCUUUGACAUACUUGAUACAAAACAAACUCCCACCCAGACCGACGGAGCGCGUUCCUCUGAAGUACCGGCUGCUCUAGGCCAGGAAGCUGAUAAUGAUGACUUGCAGAGUCCCGUGUCUCCAGACGGCUAUUGUGCCGACGUAGUGGAUAUGUUCAAAUGUAACGGUGAGGCUGAAUUUCAUGAAGUUUGUAUAUUGCAAAAUCCUGAAAGCAUUCCGCAAGCCUCACAAGAUAAAUCCGUGCAACGCGUGGACACGACGGGUCACGCAGAACCCGAGGACGCCCAAACAGCUUGCGAACACGAAUUCAAGACGCCAAACAUCUCUGCGCCUCAACCGGAGCGCAGUGAACGUGUUACGGGGACGCGCUCUGACAGACCCGUAUCCAUGACGAUUACCAGCAUUUUAGCUAAAGUGCAUCAGGUUAAAUCAGUUCCUGUUGUGCCACCGAAGCCACAGUUUGCCAAGCUGCCACCUGCUCUGAGGAGUAAAAUUCAUGUCGGUUCGGCACUUUGCUCGAAUCAGGACACCAGGCCGCCGGCGGCGGCAGAGACCGCAGAGGAACUGAACGACUCUGUUAAAAAGCAGAGGUGUUCUAGCUGGAAAAGCAGCGGAAGUAUAUCAUUCGAUACCGCCGUCGCUCUUGCUAAAGAGCGUCAUUUGUCACAGCAUCCUGUUAGGAGAAUGCAGACUUACUGCUUCGGCAACGCAUACGAUGCUAUGGACAGUACAAAGGUUGAGGAGCUUCUUCACCUCCACAAACAAGGCCUGAAGUCAUCAGGAAGCAGAAUAGACAGGCCGCUUAGCUGUUCGGUGCCUCUAAACUUUCCCAAAGCUACAGACAAAGGAAGUGACACGGCCGCUGCUGAGCAAGGAACCCAGGAGUCACAGGGACAAUCGGCGAGGAACAGAAUGAGCCUCCCAAGAAUCGGCAAACAGUUGAGUUUUGAUGAACCAUCAGAGCAUUCCCACCACCAGCGAAGAUCCCUGCUAUAACCGAGCGAGUUGGGUUUCAGCUCCGCCAUAAUUAUGUAGUCCCAAAUUUUACUCAGGCGCUGGUCUCGUCUUAGAUUCAGGAGCCGUAUGUCUAUCCCAUGUAUGUUUACAUCCCCUCGCUGUAUUAAUUUGUACCACCACCAAGUGAGAGGGUUAAAACCACAGAUCUCCUCCACACUCUCCCUUGAGUGAGUAAACUCCAGAGCGUAAGUCCGACUCCUAUAAGCCAAUCUGUGAUUAUCGAAACAGCUCUGAGCAAGCGCUAAACUCAUUAAAGCUUUAUAACCAUUGGAAUUUGCCCAUAAGAGAACCAAGAGGUAAUCCGCACUCGUUGCAGCGUAUUCUGGUAUUUACUCCUUGGCUGUUUGUUGGUAUUGGGCACUAAAACGUUGAAUGUAAAUCAUCCAUAAAGUGUUCUCAUUUUUUCCAAAUCA
This is a messenger RNA of Spea bombifrons (plains spadefoot toad), 4102 nucleotides long. RefSeq names its product Rho GTPase activating protein 30 (gene ARHGAP30). The transcript has 12 exons. The coding region runs from base 252 to 3668 and encodes 1138 amino acids. NCBI's taxonomy places the organism in Eukaryota, Metazoa, Chordata, Amphibia, Anura, Pelobatidae. The record is from RefSeq and is a predicted model, not a curated record. Gene Ontology annotation, molecular function: GTPase activator activity. Gene Ontology annotation, biological process: small GTPase-mediated signal transduction.